AUGGACUUCCUGUGCGUCGGCCUGCCCAUAUUCUUCCUCCGGAAUCUACAGGCGAAACUCGGCCGGAAGAUCAGUCUUUUCGUCCUCCUCGGACUUGGCCUCUUCACUGCCGCAUGCGCGAUUCUCAGAGCCACGUCCGUCGACUUCGCAGACAAGGACUUUACCUGGCACACCGUGCCCGUGGUGUUCUGGUCUUGCCUCGAACAGAAUAUCGGCAUCAUCGUCGCCUCUACCCCCGCCGCCCAUCAGCUGUAUACCCUCAUCCUUCAAAAAUACUUCCCCCACUGCGUCAACAACCAGCCCUACCUCCGCUCCCUGGGACUUCGUACCUCGUCCGGUUACGCAAACACGAGCGAUGGAUCGCACCAUUAUAAGAUACGGCUCGGUAGCCGAGGUAGCCAGAGUAUGGGGAUGAUGUCGAAUGCGGGGAGUGGUGGUGGUUGUGGUGGAACGAUCUUACCAGGGCCGCCAAGCCCGACAAAGAAGGAACCUAGGACGGAUUAUGAUAAAGCUUUGUUGGAUACCAGUCCCAAGUUAGGGCAAGCUGCGAAGCAGGAUGAGGAGUCUUCCUAUCUAGGUUUAUGCUGA
Letharia columbiana is the source of this 588-nucleotide messenger RNA. RefSeq lists its product as uncharacterized. The coding region runs from base 1 to 588 and encodes 195 amino acids. Lineage: Eukaryota; Fungi; Ascomycota; Lecanoromycetes; Lecanorales; Parmeliaceae. The record is from RefSeq and is a predicted model, not a curated record. The transcript has 3 exons.